Messenger RNA from Ochlerotatus camptorhynchus, 1644 nucleotides. RefSeq lists its product as uncharacterized. Gene Ontology annotation, cellular component: mitochondrial inner membrane; nucleus. The transcript has 3 exons. The coding region runs from base 199 to 1452 and encodes 417 amino acids. Gene Ontology annotation, biological process: apoptotic DNA fragmentation. Gene Ontology annotation, molecular function: RNA endonuclease activity; metal ion binding; single-stranded DNA endonuclease activity. The record is from RefSeq and is a predicted model, not a curated record. NCBI's taxonomy places the organism in Eukaryota, Metazoa, Arthropoda, Insecta, Diptera, Culicidae.
GGGAUGAACUUCGACUUAGUUGCAUCUGGAAUUUGAGCGAAGCACGCGAGACUAGUAAGGAGUCUGAAGCCAACUGUGGCGAACAGGAAACAGGUCAACCGACUCAAUCGCCAUACGGAGCUGAUUCUGUUGCUGCACCGUGGAUCCCGAUAGGAGUUAAACUGUGAUAUACUAAAGUCAAGCAGAACAAAAAAAAAAAUGGUAAAAUUAGUGAAUAUCCAAGUGAUGCUCGCAGUGUUUCUAGUGUUCACCAUUGGAAAUCAUUUCGUCGCAGCAAAUGUUCUCUUUCGACGGUUCUUCAUCGUUUCAGUGAUCGAACGGAACUGCGUCCUGCCUUUGAAGCCAGAUUGGUCGUUCUUUUCGCCAUUGAUCUUCAGUCUGGACGGAACCCUCAUCUCGACCGAGAGCGUGAGCGAUGAAACGGAGGACAUCACGCUGGCCGUUGGCGACGAAGUGCUGCUAUCAUGUGCACCCAACCACUUCCGGGAGUUUUCCUCGGAGAAGGUGCUCAAAGCAAAAUGCAAGAAGGAUAAGACAUUGGUUGUGGACGGCCAGGACAAAAAUUUCAUCUCCGAGCUAUCCUGUGAAGUUCGCUCGAUCGAAGAAAUCAUCGUUCCAGUUCGAGGUUGCCCAACCAAUGCUCGAUCCAUCGAAUAUGGCUAUACCAAUCCGGUGAACAACAGAUCUUACAUCCUUGGUGAAGCUUGCUACGACGUCAGACGUGGCCAGACCCUGUUUGUUCACACCAAGCUCAAAUCCGGAAGCAAUACGGUCGAAGCACUGGCCAUCAAAACAGUCAACAGUGCCAACUACUUCCGGAAGGAACAUGUGACCCCACGGUAUAAAGUUGAAUUGAACAAAGCUCUGAACAUCAACGAUCAAGUGGAGCGAUUCAAGGGAGUCUUCGGCAACAAGAAAAUUCCCAAGAUCGAAUCCCGGCGAUAUGUCAACGAAGACCUGCUGACACACAAACAGUACCAGUCAAUCUUGAAGCUGGCCUGGAACUAUCAAAUCGUCAAGGAUUUGUCAGCUCUGGAAAACUUUGACAACCUGAUCGACGACAUAAACGACCUAAAUGCCAAUGAAGUUGAAAUUUACACCGGUGCUCACGGAGUCCUCUCGCUGAAAGAUAAAAACAACAACGACGUUGACGUGUACCUGAAAGAGCACCGAUUCCCCGUUCCAAAGUUCCACUGGACGGUGGUGAAAUCGGAGAGCAAAGCCGUAGCGUUUGCCGUCUUCAAUAAGGCACAGCUAACGGACGCCGAACGAGUGAAAGACUCCUUCUGCAAUAGCAUCUGUGAUCAGUUGACGUGGAUCAGCACACUUCGGGAGAACAGCUCCUACAGCAAUCCCAUGCUAGGCUACGUUCUGUGCUGCGAGCUGAACGAGUUCCGCAAGACGAUAAAAGAGAUGCCUCCACUAACUGGUAUAAAGGACGUGCUGAAGUAGUGUAGCGUGGGACCCUUCAUCGGAUAAGGGUUCUCGCUGAAAGACAGUAGGCAGUCAAUUGCAUAAAAAAGCGCUGGCAUGUGAUUUUAAUUUUUAUUAUUUAAUAAAUGAAUGCGUAGGAUGUGCUCUCUUAACGAUAGGCGUAUGAUUGAACAAGUACAACAACAAGUGUAUAAUAUUGCAGUAGCUAAA